UUAUUAUGCGUCUGGUAAUUUGCGAUAACGUGGACGAUGUCGCGGAGUGGUCUGCGAAAUACGUUUUGAAGAGAAUCAACGAUUUUAAUCCUCAUGAGAACAAGUACUUUGUUCUUGGUCUCCCCACAGGAGGGACACCUUUGGGAAUGUAUAAAAAGCUUAUAGAAUAUUAUCAACAAGGCAAAAUAUCCUUUAAGUACGUUAAGACAUUCAAUAUGGACGAGUAUGUUGACUUACCGAGAGACCAUCCCGAAUCUUACCACUAUUACAUGUACAACAAUUUCUUCAAACAUAUAGAUAUCGACCCGCAGAACGUGCAUAUACUUGACGGAAAUGCGACGGAUCUCGAAAAGGAGUGUGACAAUUUCGAGAAAAACAUUAAAGAGGCCGGUGGGAUAGAAUUGUUCAUUGGAGGUAUCGGACCGGACGGACAUAUAGCCUUCAAUGAGCCCGGCUCGUCGUUAGCUUCUCGCACGAGAGUGAAAACUCUCGCGCAGGACACCCUGGAAGCCAACGCGAGAUUUUUCGGAAAUGAUAUUAACAAAGUGCCGAAGCAGGCGCUAACGGUAGGCGUCGGCACGGUGAUGGACGCUAAGGAAGUGAUGAUCCUUAUCACCGGUUCCCACAAAGCUUUUGCCCUUUACAAGGCCAUAGAGGAGGGCAUCAACCACAUGUGGACGGUGUCCGCGUUUCAACAGCACCCACGCACGCUUAUAAUCUGCGACGAGGACGCGACUCUGGAAUUACGUGUGAAAACGGUCAAAUACUUCAAGGCGCUCAGUGACGUACAUCGCAAAUUGAUUGAGGAAGAUGGAAAUGCAAUCCCCCGUCGCACACUGCAAAACAAUUAAAGCGAACUUGUGGGAUAUUCACAGCAAAUUUAUCGAGCAAGAAGGUCGCCCGAAGUAAACAUUUUCUCACCGUCGGCGAUAACGAAUUUACAUGAGAAGGACAAACAGUCGGGAAGUUUCAGCGCAUGGAAAAGCUACACGAAUAAAGUGAUCGCAGAUCGCACAUUAUGCAAUAGACAUGUAUUUUACGUUCUUUUAUUUUAAUCGUAUUUUACAUAUGAAAAAUUUUAUUAUAUACGCUAUCUUAUACACAACUGCCAUGUGAGUGCCAGAAAGAUAUAUUUUUUAUAUCAUUCUCUGUUAUUUCAGAAAUAAAUUUACUCUUUUUACCGCCGUA
Molecule: messenger RNA, 1188 nt
Organism: Vollenhovia emeryi
Lineage: Eukaryota; Metazoa; Arthropoda; Insecta; Hymenoptera; Formicidae
Gene: Oscillin
Product: glucosamine-6-phosphate isomerase-like
Exons: 5
Coding region: 6-851 (281 amino acids)
Biological process (GO): carbohydrate metabolic process; N-acetylneuraminate catabolic process; D-glucosamine catabolic process
Cellular component (GO): cytoplasm
Molecular function (GO): glucosamine-6-phosphate deaminase activity; identical protein binding
Source: RefSeq, a predicted model, not a curated record